CUGGACACAAUUUUCUUGUAAACCGUGUCUAUGUAGGUAAUGAGUCUGCAUUCACUUACUAUGAGGGAAGUGGGAGGGCCAAGGGAAUGGGGAAAGCUAAACUCAGAUUGGAAAUCUUGUGAGAAGGGAAAGCUUCAGUCUCCCAUUAAUAUUGUUGAAGAAGAUGUGCAAGUUCUUCCUCAACUUGGGAAACUCACAAGGGACUACAAGCCUGCUCAUGCUGUUGUCAAGAAUAGGGGACAUGACGUUACGGUAAGAUGGGAAGAGGAUGCUGGGAAAAUUACAAUCAAUGGAAGUCAUUACAAGCUUGUUCAAUGUCAUUGGCAUACUCCCUCUGAGCACUCUUUCAAUGGAACAAGACAUGUCUUGGAGAUGCAUAUAAUUCAUAUAAACGAUCGUGACGAGAUUGCUGUCGUUGGAAUUCUAUACAAAUAUGGACGACCCGAUCCUUUUCUUUCGAGAUUGUUCCACCACAUAAAAUCAAUUGGGAAAGAAGAUAGAGAAGUAGGAAUAUUGAACCCAGGAGACAUCAAAUUUGGAAGCAGAAAAUAUUACAGAUACAUUGGUUCUCUCACAGUUCCUCCUUGUAGUGAAGGUGUCAUUUGGACAAUUCUCAAGAAGGUGAGGACAGUUUCAAAGGAACAAGUAAAAGCUUUGAAGAAUGCUGUUCAUGAUGGAUUGGAGAAAAAUUCAAGGCCAAUACAAGCAUUAGAUGGAAGAAGAAUUCAAUUUUAUACUCCACAUAAGUGAAAGGAUAGAGAACAUUACUUCGACUUUUUUGU
Momordica charantia (bitter melon) is the source of this 782-nucleotide messenger RNA. RefSeq names its product alpha carbonic anhydrase 4-like. Lineage: Eukaryota; Viridiplantae; Streptophyta; Magnoliopsida; Cucurbitales; Cucurbitaceae. Gene Ontology annotation, molecular function: zinc ion binding; carbonate dehydratase activity. Gene Ontology annotation, biological process: one-carbon metabolic process. The record is from RefSeq and is a predicted model, not a curated record.